GCCGCCGCCACACGACGCCGGCGUCGCGACGACACGAGCCUGCAACGCCGCCGGCGUCUCCCGCGGAAACCUCACAGUACGCCGCUGCUUUGCAUAAUCAACCUCCUCCGUUUGGAGGGGCGGUGCCAUGGGGAAGUCGCUGCCAGCGGUGGCUGCCGGCCACUGAGGCCAGAGAUGAGCGCCUCACCCUUCCACGGGAGGCCCUUCGUCUUCCGCGUCAACGACAACGGCGGCGGCCCGCACCUGCUGCUGCAGGUGUGCGUGGAGCGCGGCUGGCGCGAGUACAACUCUGAAGCCGGAGGGGGCGCGCCGCGCGACACGUGGAACCUGUGGUGGCGCACGUCCGGCUUCCCUCUGUCCCACUACAAGCAGCUCAAGGCCUGGCAGUUCACCAACCACAUACCGAAGGGCUCCAUGAUUUGCCGGAAGGACAACCUGGCUCGGUACCUGCGCUGCAUGAGGAAGGUUUACGGCCCCAUCUACGAUUUCAGCCCACUGGGAUACAACCUGCCACUGGAGUACACCAAGCUGGUGGCAGAGUGCACGCGCCAGCGACGGAACCACGAGUCCUCCGUCUGGAUCUGCAAGCCCGUAUCGCAGAGCCAGGGCCGCGGCAUCUUCCUCUUCAGGAAAGUGAGCGAGCUGACGUACGACUCGAACGCCGUGGUGCAGCAGUACAUCGAGAACCCGCUGCUGAUCGGAGGCUACAAGUUCGACCUGCGGCUGUACGUGUGCAUCCCGUCCUACCACCCGCUCACCGUCUACCUGUACCGCGAGGGCCUCGCCCGCUUCGGCACCGACAAGUUCUCGCUCAGCGAUCUCGACAACCCCUUCCGCCACCUCACCAACAGUUCGCUCAACAAGCUGGGCCGCGGCUACACGCAGAAGAAGGACAGGGUUGGCGCAGGCUGCAAGUGGUCGCUGCGGCAGCUGCGGCACUACCUCCACCAGGCAGGCCACUCGGACUGGCUGCUGUGGCAGAAGGUGGCCGCGCUCGUCGUGCUCACCGUGCUGAGCCACAGCCCGUCCGUGCCCACCACGGCCAACUGCUUCGAGUUCUACGGCUUCGACGUCCUCGUAGACUCCUCUCUCCGGCCCUGGCUUCUCGAGGUGAACCUGAGCCCCGCGCUGGGCAACGACUGCGACGUGGACGCGGCGGUGAAGAAGCCGAUGCUUCACGACAUGUUCGACCUGCUAGGACUGCCCGUCUGCAACACGGGGCUGUCGCUGUUCGCCGUGUUCAGCGUGGCGCCGGCUGAGGCGGGCGGCGGGGGCGGCGGCGCCAGCGGCUGCGGCUGCAGCGGCAGCUCGGGGGACGAGUCGGAGGAGGCGGGGGCGGCCUCGCUGGAGGCGGACGCCGGGGGCCGGCGGGGGCCCGGCUCCGCCAUCGCCGUCGUCACCGCCGCCAGCAGGUGGAAGCGGCGCCACCUGCUGGUGAGGGAGUCAUCGGCCGGCGUCGGCGGCCCGCGGGCUCGCAAGAAGAGCGCGGGGGCGUCCCCGUCCCCCGGUGCGCUGGUGGCAGGUGCGGGGGCGGUUGCCGGCCGCAAGGCGCACACUGGGCGCGCCUGCACGCCGCCCCCGCGUGCCGCCUCCGGCCACGCGCUGCUCGUCGGCGGCCCCGACUGCAGCUCAGAGUUCGGACCCGGGAGCGAGGCCUCCGACGACCCUUGGGCGUGCUGCUGCUACACACAGGGGCUCCGCAGUGGCGGGCGCUGCUACAGCGGUCGUGCGGCGGACCGUGCCGCCUCCGCCGCCUCCGCAGCCGCGUCCGCCCCCACCGCCAUGUGGGGCAACGGGCGCGACUGGCGGCGGCCGCCCGCCUCCGAGGGCGCCUGGGUGCGCCUCUGCCCGCUGGACGACCGCGCUGCCGCCUCCGCCGCCUCCAGCGCCGCCUCCGCGCCUGCCCGCGCCCCUUCUCCUGGGCCGCCAUCUGUUGGUGACAGAGAGGUUCGCGACGUCGUUGCUGCAGUCACCCGCUACGUCAAAGCAGCGCGAGACAUCUACCGGCGAAGUCCACAGCUCUCCGACGCCGACUACAGCGCUGCCAUGCGGGAUGCGCUCGCCAUUAGUGCCGAAGUCUGGGUGCCGCCUUGUUAGUGCCGAUGACCGGAAAGCAAUCAGCCAAAAGCGUUAAUAUUUAGAAGAAAAACGUUAAGAGUGUUCAGUAAAAAAGUGUAAUGAAUUACACUUUUUCCCAGGUUUAAGUGAAGGUGUGACUCUAACUCAAAUUCAAGAAACAAAGAGAGUAUACUAGGUUAAUCAUUUAAAACUGCCACCUUUGAAUAUUUUUCGAUUGGGAAAUACAGUUAACAAAAUGAAAACAGACACAUUCAGAUACUCAUACAGCUACACUAUAAAG
Schistocerca gregaria is the source of this 2359-nucleotide messenger RNA. RefSeq names its product probable tubulin polyglutamylase TTLL2. Bases 175 to 2097 code for a protein of 640 amino acids. The transcript has 11 exons. Gene Ontology annotation, molecular function: tubulin-glutamic acid ligase activity; tubulin binding. Gene Ontology annotation, cellular component: cilium. Lineage: Eukaryota; Metazoa; Arthropoda; Insecta; Orthoptera; Acrididae. The record is from RefSeq and is a predicted model, not a curated record. Gene Ontology annotation, biological process: protein polyglutamylation; microtubule cytoskeleton organization.